UGCAAGAUUUUUUUUAAGAAAGAUCAAUGUGUCAAAUUUUGCAGUGUGGCUGUGCCACUAAACCCUUUACCCAGCCUUUGAGAAAAAAACAAACAAGCAAAAAACUCCUGAGCUCCAUCAAUGUAGUUUAAUUCCCCAAAACUGUCCAAAUGAUCUUAAGAAUAAUCAUAUAAUUAAAACGUCUGUUAAGUAAGAGACAAAAAGUCUGCCUCCUUCAUUGGGUGCCCUGCAGGUCUGGCCCCACCCCGGCUCCUCCCUCCUGCAGAUGUAACGUUAAAAGCAGGGCAGGUGCGUCUCCCACUAAGCUGGAAGACGAGUUUAAGACGAGCUGACCCUCCUUUUGGAGCGCGGAGGACAUUUCUCACAUCACACUCACACAGGAUUAUUUCGUUUUCCCCUUAUGGAAACGUUUUGACGCGUUCAGGGGUAACUCCUACAGAGACAGGUUAAUUGAACUCCCAGUGUCCUCCUUGCCACAAUGAGUUGGGGAGCGCUCUACGCCCAGCUGGGCGGUGUCAACAAACACUCCACCAGUCUGGGAAAGAUUUGGCUUUCUGUCCUUUUCAUCUUCCGUAUCACUAUCCUGGUCCUGGCUGCUGAGAGCGUCUGGGGAGAUGAGCAGUCGGACUUCACAUGCAACACGCAGCAGCCUGGCUGCAAAAACGUCUGCUAUGACCACUUCUUUCCUGUGUCGCAUAUCCGCUUGUGGUGCCUGCAGCUUAUAUUUGUGUCCACUCCAGCCCUGCUGGUGGCCAUGCACGUGGCCUACAGGAAACGAGGGGAUAAGAAGACCAUGCUGGCCUCCAACCGCACUGAGAAGAUGACGGAUAAUGACCUGGAGACACUGAAGAAGAGACGUCUGCCAAUCACAGGCCCACUGUGGUGGACCUACACCUGCAGCUUGUUCUUCCGACUCAUCUUUGAAGGUGGCUUCAUGUACGCGCUGUACUUCGUCUACGACGGCUUCCAAAUGCCCCGGCUGGUGAAGUGCGAGCAGUGGCCCUGCCCCAACAAGGUGGACUGCUUCAUCUCCAGGCCAACAGAGAAGACCAUCUUCACCAUCUUCAUGGUGUCUUCGUCGGCCAUCUGUAUGGUGCUCAAUAUAGCUGAGCUGUGCUAUCUCAUCGUCAAGGCGCUCAUGAGGUGCUCGAACAAGAGGAAACACCCGUACACUCACACGGACAGCAUGACGAGGGAUAAUUCCCAUCUGGAGAACAAGAGGAACGAGAUGCUGCUGUCUUCGUCCACUGAUUCGACCAGAGACAAGAUGUGUUGAAGAACAGAUGUGGGGUGAUACCAGAGAAGAAGAAAGGGCCAAACUGUAAAUCUAGUCACCUGUAAGUGUCACAGAUUGUGUCUAAAGUUUGGUAAUAAGGCUCUAAAUGUGAGCAUACACCAAAAUUGUCUCACUGGAAGGUAAAACUGCGACAAUGGUUGCUUAAAAUUACCACAUUAUAGAUUAGACCAGCUAGACAGCAGCUCUGUCUCAUAGAAAUUAUGUUUAUAUACAACUCAUUUUAAACAGCAAAUAAGGUUUGAGGGAAACGCAAUGCAGAGCGAAUUAUUUUUUCUUAUGACAUAAUGAGGAAAUUAAUUAAUGUCCCUGGCAAGUCACAAAACUGUUGAUACUGAACUUAUCAGCAAAACGUUCACUGACAACCAUGAAUUGACUACUGACGGGCUCAGAGUAUCAGGUGGCCCCAUGGCCUCCAUUUGCAAAAUGCCAAAUUCACACAUACAAACUUAACGUGGUAAGACCGUGUUGAUGAUAUGAGCUCAACAUUUUGUUUCUCUCUCUGUAUCAGUCUGGACUCGCUGCCACACAAACAUUUUGUGUGGGUGGGAUUACUCGCCUUGACUGACAAACUCCAUCAGCCAAUCUGUGUGUCCUCUUCAUCACUAAUGAAGCCAUUUAGUAAAUCAAGCCUUUGCCAAAUCCAGUCGGAAGAAUGGCUAAAAUGUCUUUUCCAAUCUCAGCAAGUACAUAGACUUGUUCUUGUUUAAUUGUUUUUAUUGACUAGAUUUCUGCAGUAACAUCCCUUAUUGCUGUGUUUACUCUGUUAACAGUAGAAUUAGCUGUUGCUUUGGGAGCUUGGGAGUUUUUCAAACCUGCAUUUUAUGCCAUCAACUACUACGCAGUUCCUGAUUGGCUGCUAACGUUGUCAACUACAAUACGGAUUCCUGAUUGGCCCUGAUUGAAUUUUAAUUUCUGGAUAUAAAGCGAGGCGGCACCGAGUUCAGACUGAUGCACACUCACAUCAUCAUUAUGGUCUCACCUGGCUUAUGCAAAUCGGGGAAGGGUCUCAAAAUAUCCCCUAAGACACACAAAACAACCACAAGGACACUUAAGCCCACUAAAAGAUGAGUGACUAAAAAAACACAAAAAAAAAAACACCACUAAGUAUGUGUGUCUUGCUCCAUAUAUGUGCCCAGGGGGCCACUGUCCACAUAAUGCGCCCAUGCUCAUGUGUCGUUCUGCUAAAAUAGGCAAUCUUGCAAUACAUUAUCCCUUCAUAGUGACUACAGAAUUAGUAUUUUAAACUUUUUUUUAAUUAAUAUUUAACCUAAAUCACGAUAUUCCCUUAACCAAAGUGUGCUUGUUGCCUAAACCUAACCCUAAAUUAUAAUGCCAAGGUCCAGCACUUUGUACACUCGCUGUUGUCCACAUCCACCUCCUUGGCAAGCUGAACAUUGUCUCUGAGAAUAAUUCAGGCAGCAGUUACAUUGCAAAUGUAAUUUAGUAACAUAUAGACAGAAUUUCUAGGAGACAGCGUUGGUCUGGUCUGUAUUAUAUGAAUAUUUGCUUGGCCUUAAUAUUUGACUCUAAAGGCAGUCAGAAAUUCUCCCCUGACCCAAAAAACAACAACAACAAAAAAAAAUAUGGAUCAUACAACAGUUUAACUUGAAAUCUGGUAGAAUUUCAGGGCACACAGGGGGACUGCAUUGUAGGCUUUAAAUAAAGAGUUUAUUUCUCUUUUUUUCUGGUUUCAAGGCAAUAUUUUUGUCUAUAAGAUAUUCUUGUAGGUCAAAAUAUUGCCUAAAUAAUCAAAAAAAGAGAAGAAUUAACUAUAUAUGUGGAGCCUACAGUGUGCAGACCUCCUUUGUGCCCUGAAGUGAAGUACCUGAAUAGUUUUGCAUGGGACACUUGGUCCCUCUUCUGAAAUCUGGUAGAAUCCCCACCAGUGUUACUUAAAGAGCCUAUUUCGGGUUUUAUCAGCAUCUUUUAAUCUGUGGAGCUUCCACAUUAUCACGUGUCACCUUACUUUUUUCACAGUGGAUACAUGGUGAAGGUUUUAAUUUACUGUUCACUUUUCUAAGUUGCUUGAAUGUUAUGAACCGGUGAAAGAAUGAGUCUACGCUGACACCUAGUGGUUGUUAGUAGACCCCCACCGCACCCCCCACCCCCGCACCCCCUCCUACGAGCACAAACACCUUCCUCGAAGCCUGAAUGAUUUGUUUGGUGUUUUGGUGAAGAGGAGGGAGAACAAAUGAAGUUAUGACAAGUGAAGGAGAAACAAAAAUGUGGAGUUAAGUAAGCACGAAGUUAAAAACAGUUAGACUUUAAAAAAAUAAUAAUAAUAUUACUAUUUUUUUGCAUUUUUAGUGUGUUUAUAAUUACUGAGAAGUGUGUUGCACAAAAUGAGAGAUGAGAUGAUACUUUAUAACAUGAAGUCUUACCCACCACGCCACGGUGGUUUAAUGCUCUUUGCUGUUCAAUCAAAUGAAAAUGUCUAUUGUCUUUUACUUGAAUUAAAAGUGGAUGAAGGGUUUCUAUACACAAGUUAACACUUAAAAACCUGAACAAACUGGUUUUUAUGUUUUCCAUGACAUGGGGAGAAGGCACACAGCAACUUAAGAAGACAUGGCACAAAUAUUAGCAAAGAAUCAGUAAAAAGAAAAUCAUCUGAAAAUAGCAAAA
Plectropomus leopardus (leopard coralgrouper) is the source of this 3919-nucleotide messenger RNA. It is a transcript of the gene gjb8, whose product is annotated as gap junction protein beta 8. Gene Ontology annotation, cellular component: connexin complex. NCBI's taxonomy places the organism in Eukaryota, Metazoa, Chordata, Actinopteri, Perciformes, Serranidae. Gene Ontology annotation, biological process: gap junction-mediated intercellular transport; cell-cell signaling. The record is from RefSeq and is a predicted model, not a curated record. Gene Ontology annotation, molecular function: gap junction channel activity.